AUGCCGACAUUUGGGAAUAAAUUUAAUAUAUACGAGAAAAGGGAAAAGGAUCAGUUCGACUUUUCUAAAGCAUCAAUGGCAGCAACAGCCGCGAAUCUUUUGAUUUCAAAGGAUUUUAAAAGUAGUUCAUAUCUUGAUCGUUUAUUACCAAAGCAUAGAAACGUCAAUAGAGCGUUAAGUUUCACACCAACCAGUUCAUCAAUUUUAGCUCCAAUGAAGAGAUUGAACAAAACAUUCGAAACUUCAUCGGAAUCGGGUGAACGAAAUCGAAGGCCACGAAAUGAAUUGUAUAGGUUGCAAAAGCAAUCCUAUGAAAAUGCCAAGAAAUACAUUGCAUCCGAAGUGGAAUAUAUUCUCAAAGAUCCUUCAAUUGUUGUCGUUAGCGAUUGGCUCAAGGUGCGAGGAACAUUACGGGAUUGGACUAAGCUGUGGGCAGUUUUAAAACCAGGCUACAUGUUACUCUAUCGUAGUCCUGUAUCUAUGGAUGGUGUUUGGGUUGGCACUAUUGUUCUCUCAUCGUGUGAAGUUAUUCAACGACCUUCGAAGAAAACAGGAUUUUGUUUUAAAAUUUGGCAUCCACUAGAAAAAUCUAUCUGGACGCAGAAAGGUCCUAAAAAUGAGCAAUUUGGUGCCCUGACAUUUCCUCUACCAAUCAAUUACUUAAUUUGUCGAGCAGCAGAUGAAGCAACGGGAUAUUGCUGGAUGGAUGGACUUGAAUUAACAAUGAAAUGUUCAAAAUUAUUGAAAAAGCCAUUUCUAACGUAUGAUGUUCCCACCACGUCAACCACGAGCAAUUCUUCAAUUUUGUCCAAUGAAGACAGCAUACUUUCAAACAACAACUCCUCCACAAAUGAUAUUAAUCUGUCUCGCACGAAUCUUCUGGCAGAUGAUGAUCGAAUGAGUGACACCAGUGCUGAUCUAAGCAAAACUUCUAGAAGUGGCACCACGCAAUCGGAAAUCUCGCAAGAUCGACCCAAUCCUCCCGAGGAAGAGAAAGCUAUAACGCCAUAUAUUCUUGCGCCUCCAGAGGAAAUGGGCGAACUUGGCAAUGCCGCCCAAACAGAAGAUGUAGCCGAAGAAAACAAAUCACUAAUAGUGCAUUUACUAAAACAAGUUCGACCAGGCAUGGAUUUGUCGAAAGUAGUUCUCCCAACAUUCAUACUAGAGACCAGAUCAUUUCUGGAAAAGCUUUCUGAUUAUUAUCACCACUGCGACAUUCUUGAAGAAACAGUCAAUUCAUCUGAUGCAUUAGAACGAAUGAAAACAGUUGUAAAAUUUUACCUCUCAGGAUUUUAUAAGAAGCCAAAGGGUCUGAAAAAACCCUACAAUCCUGUUCUAGGCGAAGUAUAUCGCUGUUAUUUUUAUCAUACAAAAAGUGAUAGUAAAACAUUUUAUAUCGCAGAACAGAUCUCUCAUCAUCCACCAAUUACAAGUUUUUAUGUAUCAAAUCGAAAAGAAGGAUUCUGUAUUCAAGGAAAUAUCUUAACAAGAUCCAAAUUCUAUGGCAAUAGCUUACAAGCAAUAUUGGAUGGGUCAGCUCGAUUGACUCUACUGAAUCGUGGAGAAGAUUAUGUCAUUACUAUGCCGUAUGCGAACUGUAAAGGUAUUCUUAUCGGAAGGUUGACUAUGGAAUUAGGUGGCAAAGUAACAAUCACUUGUGAGAAAACUCGUUAUUCAGCUGAUAUUGAAUUCAAAUUAAAACCAUUUAUCGGUGGCCAAGAACUAACUAACCUGAUUGAAGGAAAAAUUCGUCUGGAAGAUGAUGUUCUCUACACUUUUUCUGGUCAUUGGGACGAUGAAAUUACCUUGAUCGAUAAAACCACACACAUGAAAAGUGUCUUGUGGAAAGUCACACCAUCUGUGAUCAAUUCUCGAUUGAAACGAUAUGUCGUACCGAUCGAACAACAGCAAGAGAAUGAAUCCGAAAGAUUAUGGCAACGUGUAACAUCAGCAAUCCGACAAAAUGAUCAAGUUCUAGCUACCGAAGAAAAAACGAUCAUUGAAAAUGAACAACGUAAACUGGUUAAAGAACGCAAGAUAACGGGAAUUGAAUGGCAUCCUUGUUUGUUCUCAAUGGAUCAAAAUACCAGACAAUGGACAUACAAUCAUCUAGACAUUCAUCCAUGGGAUUCACAUAAUGAUAUCUCGACUUACGAAACAAAUUUUAUGAUCUGCACGCAUACAUGCCACCAUCAUGAUCCAAUGAUUGUUCAUGAACGUACAGUAUCGUUUCACAAUACUCACAAUGAAUCAAUUCUAAUCGAUCGGAAAACAUCAUUUAGUGAAGAUAUAACAUCGAUAUUGAAAAGUAUCGAAACAAAUCUCAUGCGUACAAGUGAACGAAUUGACUUUCAUGAGCGACAAAUUUGUCAAUUACAAACACAACAAUCAAUACGUUAUCCUUCGUUUUACCUCAUUCAUUUUCUUCUUAUUAUUUUUGUUGCACUGAUUUUAAAAUAUUUAUUUCGUUAA
This is a messenger RNA of Adineta ricciae, 2472 nucleotides long. The record is from the annotation of a GenBank genome assembly. Lineage: Eukaryota; Metazoa; Rotifera; Eurotatoria; Adinetida; Adinetidae.